Molecule: messenger RNA, 3427 nt
Organism: Ictalurus furcatus (blue catfish)
Lineage: Eukaryota; Metazoa; Chordata; Actinopteri; Siluriformes; Ictaluridae
Gene: tlr18
Product: toll-like receptor 18
Exons: 4
Coding region: 310-2889 (859 amino acids)
Biological process (GO): toll-like receptor signaling pathway; inflammatory response; immune response
Cellular component (GO): membrane
Molecular function (GO): protein binding; transmembrane signaling receptor activity
Source: RefSeq, a predicted model, not a curated record
AGGGAUUACACCCUGCGCACAAACACCGCGUCCACGCACCAGUCAUGCCGUAAAGGGCCACAUUUACUGACUGGUAAUCCUUGUCGCAGGUAUGACAUUCUUCAACGCACCGACAUUCCACAGUAAAACCAGAGAAAUCCGAGGUGCCAGGAAUCUGUUUUUUCGUGCCGGUGUUUGACGUGCUCAACUGAAACAGUCUCUCAGAGUCUAUCAAGUGUUUUAGGCGAGUGCCUAGGCAAACAUUUAGUUCACAGAAGGAUUAAGAAUGUAAAAAUCUCCAUCAUCCCUUCGACUAAUUCAGGAAUCCAAAUGGCAGAUGUGAGAGUAUUUACUUUGUUCCUGCUUGUGUUUGGCAUCCAAGCAUCACUCCUCAUCUUACCAUUUCAAGCUGAACAAUCCUGUCUGAUAUCUGCUGACCAGCGCACAGCAGACUGCCGAGGCCAGCGACUGGAGCAAGUGCCUGUGGAGGAACUGCCUUCUUCCCUAGAGAAGCUAGAUCUUUCCUAUAACAUUCUACAGGUUAUCAGAAAUGAUGAUUUCAUUGAACUACCUCUCCUCACCGUCCUCUGGCUUAAGUUUAACAAUAUAUCUUUGAUUGAAGAUGAGGCCUUUCACAAAAAUCUACUACUGGAAGAAGUGAAUAUGUUCAAUAACUCAAUGACUACCAUUCCAUCAAAAGCUCUUGCACCACUCAGCAGGCUUAAAAUUUUAGAGAUGGCAAAUAAUCUCUACACUGAGGCAACUCUGGAUGAUGUGUUUUUGAAUUUCAAGAGUCUAAAACUAUUGUCCUUGGGUGGUCCUGUUCUGAGCACUUUGAAAAAGGGGGAUCUUGAUGUGUUAGCCAACAUACAUCUGGAGAGGAUUGCUAUUAGUACUGGUUCUAGCCUGGAUGUUUAUGAUCCAGGGUAUCUCAAGAACAUCCAAACUGCAAAUUUGUGGCUGGAUAUAGCCAUAGAUAACAGAACAUAUGCACUUCCUCUGAUACUAAAAGACAUUGAAAACAAAACAUUUGAAGCCAUUCGUUUCCGUAAUCUCUUUGCGUUUAUGUACUAUACCGACACAGAGGAUAUUUUCUAUGGCUUACAAAAUAUAAACUCCCAGUUGCUGACCUUUCACCAUGGGAAAUUCAAUGAGGACCUCCUAAGAAUGGCCCUUAUGAAUUUAGCAAAAAGUGAGAUUAAAGCUCUAGGACUGUUCUUCGUUGAUUUUACCCUGUCACAAACAUUUGUGAAUAGUGAGGAGGAAUCCAGUCUGACAAACCUAGCACUGGACAUGUUGGUUUUGUCGGAUAUCAGCAACCCAGACAUCCUACGCUUUGACUGGAGUUUUACAUGGUUAAACAAGAUCCGUCACCUACGCAUCAACAAUGUGAAUUUUAAUAUUGUGCCCUGUGAUGCAUGGGAGGAGAUGAGAGGGGUUGAAAUACUUGAUGUAUCCAAAAACAAUCUUAAGGACAAUUUUCUCUUUACCCAGCAAUGUGACUACACAGAUAUAAUGUCAGCGCUUCACACCUUUAAUCUCAGCAAUAACAAACUGACCAGCCUCAGCUCUUUUGCAUCUCUUGCUGGGGAGUUUAGUAACCUACAGGUAAUUGACAUCAGUCACAACCAGUUGGGUUUUAAAGGGAACAGCCCCUGCUCUUGGAAACAGAACAUCACCACAGUCAUCGCUAACCAUAACAGUAUGGUUAUUGACAGCUUCAGAUGUCUCCCAACUACUGUAUUGUACCUCGAUCUCUCCUACUGUAAUUUAGACCAAUUAGAUGUGAACUACUUCAGGAAGGCCAUCAAUCUGAAGGAGGUCUACCUCAGUGGUAACAAAAUUAAAUUCAUUCCCUCUGACUGGAAGAGCCCCAGUUUAAAGUCACUGGCUUUGGACGGAAACUCUUUUGGGAUUAUUAGCAUGAGGUCUUUCAAGGGAAUGCCUAACCUGGAGCAACUCAGGGCAGGUAACAACCCUUACUAUUGUACUUGUGAGCUCCACAAUUUCAUACAGGAAACUGCAAUCAAGGGCAAUGUUAACAUCACAGACUGGCCGGAAAACUACAGGUGUUACCACCCAGAAGACCUACUCAAUACAAUGGUAUCUCAUUAUCUCCCUGGUCAGAUAGUGUGUGAUAUCAGGCUGGUCAUUGCUACCUCUGUAGUCACCACGGCAGGUGCCGUGCUAGCACUCAUGCUAAUAUGCUAUUUCUUUAAUAUACCAUGGUAUGCUAAAGCUACAUACCAAAUCCUUAGGGCCAAGUAUAGGUCUCAUAAAGAAGAACUAAAGCUUUCCAUGGACUAUACUUUUCAUGCCUUCAUUUCCUAUAGCCACUCAGAUGCAGACUGGGUAAGGGAUGAGCUGUUACCAUGUCUGGAGAACUGUAAGCCCCCUUACCGUCUUUGUAUCCAUGAAAGAGACUUUAUGCCAGGAAAAUGGAUCAUUGACAACAUAAUUGAGAACAUUGAAAACAGUCGGAAGGUUAUCUUUGUCCUGUCACGGCACUUUGUGAACAGUGAGUGGUGCAACUAUGAGCUCUACUUUGCCCAGCAGCGAGCCAUGGGCAUGGGCAAGACCAGUGAUGUCAUCCUAGUGGUGAAGGAACCCAUCGAUCCAAACUCCCUGCCCAGCAAGUACUGUAAACUCAAAAAGAUGCUGAGCAACAAAACCUAUUUAGAGUGGCCUGAACAGCCCAAACAUCAAGCCUUCUUCUGGGAGCAGCUGAGGAGUGUCAUGGGAAAACCUAACCUCACACGGCAGUUUUCAUCCUCCAUGCGCAGGUGUUCCACAAGAAUGAACACAGUGUCUGUGAUUGAGCUAGUCCACGAGAAUCAAAAGUCUGCAGAUUCUGGUCCAAAGAUAGAUGAGGCAUCAGAGAUUAAACUUCAGAUUGAAGGAAAAGCUUGAGGUCUUCCACAGAAAAGCUCAGAGGAUCACUCAGGAUAUCACUGAUGUAGAUAGCUUAAUAUUAAUGAACAGUGAAUAAGUUGUGCUGAUGCAUAUCACAAUGAAGUGCAUCUUGCGAAAGCUAUUAGUGCUUUUCCACUGGAUGGUGCUGCACUGCUCAGUGCAAAAAACUAACCAUGAUCCCGCAUGUUGUCAUUUUUCCACUGCCAAGCAAGCUGUUCCACAAUCUAAUUACCCGUGCUGAAUUUGUUUACUGUUCUUGCCCACAUACCAUGCAACCAAGCUGGUAUAUAUACAGACAGAUGACAAUUUAAAGGAAAAAAACAACAUGAAGUGUCUUAGUAAGAUGUCAGGCUACCACAAGCUUCAGUGCUCCUUGGCAUAUAUUCUACAAGUCUCUGGAACUAUGCUGAAAGGAUAAACAGCAUUUAUGCAAAGGAUAUUCCCUCAAUUGGUGUUUUGAUCAUGGUGGUUGAGAGCACUGUCUAACACAUCGGUUCAAAAUUUCCCAUAGGUGUUAACGUGGGUUGAGAUCAAA